Molecule: messenger RNA, 1422 nt
Organism: Morchella importuna
Lineage: Eukaryota; Fungi; Ascomycota; Pezizomycetes; Pezizales; Morchellaceae
Exons: 6
Coding region: 1-1422 (473 amino acids)
Biological process (GO): peptidyl-serine dephosphorylation
Cellular component (GO): cytosol; protein phosphatase type 2A complex
Molecular function (GO): protein binding; protein phosphatase regulator activity
Source: RefSeq, a predicted model, not a curated record
AUGGUCGACGGGGAGACAGCAUCUCCGACCUGGAAGUUUACACAGUGCUUUGGUGACAAGGGAGACGUAGAGGAUAUCACAGAAGCUGAUAUAAUAUCAACCGUCGAGUUUGAUCACACCGGUAACUAUCUAGCAACAGGUGAUAAAGGUGGCAGGGUGGUAUUAUUCGAGAGAAACGAAACGAAGAAAACAUGUGAAUAUAAAUUCCAUACUGAAUUUCAAUCCCAUGAACCCGAGUUCGACUACCUAAAAUCCCUCGAAAUCGAAGAAAAGAUCAACAAGAUCAAAUGGUGUAAGCGGCAGAAUGCUUCGCACUUCCUGCUGUCGACAAACGACAAGACUAUUAAACUUUGGAAGGUGUUUGAGAAGUCUCUCAAGGUUGUCGCCGAGAAUAACCUCUCGCAUGAUGGUGCAACUACUGCUGUUGGGGGUAUCCGGCAUCAUCUCCAACAGCCACCUCCGAUUUUCAAUAAUUCUACCGCCCUAAGACUACCAAGGCUCACUCACCAUGAUACGGUUGUUGCUGCAGUUCCCAGGAGGACCUAUGCAAAUGCUCAUGCGUAUCAUAUCAACAGUAUCUCUGUGAAUUCUGAUGGAGAGACCUUCAUUUCCAGUGAUGACCUGAGGAUUAACCUAUGGAACCUAAACAUCCAAGACCAGAGCUUCAAUAUCGUUGAUAUAAAACCAGCGAAUAUGGAGGAACUGACCGAGGUGAUCACCGCAGCAGAGUUUCAUCCGCAAUAUUGUAACUGGUUCAUGUAUGCCAGCAGCAAAGGGACCAUAAAGCUGGCUGAUAUGAGAGAAAGCGCGCUUUGCGAUCAACAUGUGAAGUUAUUCGAACAAGAAGAAGACCCAUCUUCCCGUUCCUUCUUCUCUGAGAUAAUUUCCUCCAUAUCCGACGUUCGUUUUUCCUCUGAUGGCCGAUAUAUCCUCUCGCGUGAUUACCUCACCGUGAAGAUCUGGGAUAUAAACAUGGAGAACAAGCCCGUCAAGACUAUUCCGAUCCAUGAGCACCUCAGACCACGACUCUGUGACACUUAUGAGAACGACUCUAUCUUCGACAAAUUUGAGGUUGUGUUUUCAGGGGAUGGCAAGAAUGUCAUGACCGGGUCCUACAACAAUAACUUUAUGAUUUAUCCUAGCGACCCUGAGAAAGAAGUCGAGGUGGUGUUGCAGGCAGAUAAGAGUGCCUUCAAGGCUAAAAAGGUGGGUGUGCCUACUCCCAUUAACGGUGGAAAGAAGGGGGGUUCGAGAGCAGGAAGUCCUGCUGCCGGUUCCGGUCCUGGAGGAAGAAUGAGGAAGGAAACAGAUGCAGACCAAAUUGAUUUCAACAAGAAAAUCUUACACAUGAGCUGGCAUCCAUUUGAGGAUUCGAUUGCUAUUGCAGCUACGAACAAUUUGUUUGUCUUUUCAGCAUUGUAG